Molecule: messenger RNA, 912 nt
Organism: Aspergillus steynii IBT 23096
Lineage: Eukaryota; Fungi; Ascomycota; Eurotiomycetes; Eurotiales; Aspergillaceae
Exons: 3
Coding region: 109-870 (253 amino acids)
Source: RefSeq, a predicted model, not a curated record
GGGAUAUAAAAGAAAAGAUACUCAUUCUCCAAUUAAACCCAUCCAGACAUCUAACUCCUUUCAUACCAAGCUAUCCCUUAUUCAGAUUCAAAUACCCUAGCACAAAACAUGUCUGUCGAAACACCGGAGCACCUUGAGCGACGCAGAGUCUUGCUGCGACUAGAGCAGCAAGUUGAGGCUCUCGAAGCGCAUGAACUCAAUGCAUCACAGGCUGAAAAUUUGGAAAUAGAAAUCCAUCAAGUCACUCUUGAUCGAACUUCGAACUGCAAACCUUUCUUCUUCAGGCCACAUUCCAGCCUCCCAGAGCCUGAGGAUAAUCGAGUUAAUCACAUCCACUCAGUAUUGGAUGACGAGGACCCCUGUUUUACCGACCCAGUCGACCGUGCAUAUCAGAUUGAAAACAACUGGUCGUCCUAUACCUUCCAAUCACCAUUUGAAACGGUCAGCAUGCCAUGGUCCAGAAAAUCUGUCGGCGAUUAUACCCCGUACAAAAGUGUGUAUGGAUAUGAGCAGCCCGAGUUUGGGACAUUUAGGAUGACAGAUAUCCCUGGGGGAAGCUUCCCUCACACCAAAGCGGUUAUUUACAACAACCUAGAGGGGAAGAACCAGCACAUUCUUCGUGGAGAGCUGUUGAUUAUUCUUCGCUUGAUGUUGGGCCAAUUGAGGAAGCGACGCUUCCAUCAUAUGAUUGCACCGGUUUUGGUUAUCUCGUUCAUGGGCAAGUGUGGGCGUGCAAUCGAGGCAUAUUUUGAUGGUCGAAAGCUUAUACUGGGCUGUUCUGGCCUUUACCAUUUCCGCGACCAGACUUCCAAGGCGCUUAGGGAUUUCGCAGAAUGGUACCUUAGCGACCCUAUAGGAAAUACUGCCUAGGUUGGGUUCUUCCUUCUUUGUUUAGUGGUUAGGGUGUCAAAU